Molecule: messenger RNA, 2877 nt
Organism: Sebastes umbrosus (honeycomb rockfish)
Lineage: Eukaryota; Metazoa; Chordata; Actinopteri; Perciformes; Sebastidae
Gene: drd2l
Product: dopamine receptor D2 like
Exons: 9
Coding region: 416-1963 (515 amino acids)
Biological process (GO): adenylate cyclase-activating adrenergic receptor signaling pathway
Cellular component (GO): presynaptic membrane; glutamatergic synapse
Molecular function (GO): G protein-coupled receptor activity; dopamine neurotransmitter receptor activity, coupled via Gi/Go
Source: RefSeq, a predicted model, not a curated record
CAACUAUUUCCAUCCCUCCUCCUCCUCCUCCUCCUCCUCCUUUACUCUCCUCCUCCUCUUGUGUGUGUCAGACUCCCCGCCGUGCUGACUCCCGGCUCUACCGCCAACUGACCACCGACAGGAGAGGAGAGGAGAGGAGAGGAGGGGAACUCUGUGAUUGAGGAGCGAGGACUUAACGAGCGUCUGUGUGUUUAUGUGUGUGUGUGUGUGUGUGUGUGUGUGUGUGCAGACCAGACCGUGCACGGACUGAGGUCAAGGUGGGAGGUUGGGCUGUAUAUUGUUAGAUGGGAUGCUGCAGCCUGACAGCAAAUUUGUCGCCCGGUGUUGUUCCUGAGAGAGGACAGAGGACCUGGAUGUGAGCAGCUCUGCCAGCAGAGGGACUCGUGACCAUGACCGUGACCACCGGAGCAAGAUCAUGACUUCGCUCAACGAGUCAGACGAGACCUCCCGUCCCUCCUUCCCUCUCUCCUCCCUUGGGCACAAUUUCUCCCACUUUGUCACCCAUGACCCUUCCUACUCCCCUAUAUCCUUCCCCACCUCAUCCUCGUCUUCCUCGCUGACGCCCUCUAACUGCACCAGCUCUCCGUCAGCCUCCUCUCCUCCGUACAACUUCUACGCUGUGCUGCUGGUGCUCCUGAUCUUCUGCGUGGUGUUCGGUAACGUACUGGUGUGCGUGGCGGUGUCACGGGAGCGCGCUCUGCAGACCACCACCAACUACCUCAUCGUCUCAUUGGCUGUUUCCGACCUGCUGCUGGCCACGCUGGUCAUGCCCUGGGGCGUCUACCUGGAGGUGGUGGGAGAGUGGCACUUCAGUCUCAUCCACUGUGACAUCCUGCUCACCCUGGACGUCAUGAUGUGCACCGCCAGCAUCCUCAACCUCUGCGCCAUCAGCAUCGACAGAUACACAGCGGUGGCCAUGCCGAUGCUCUACAACACCAGAUACAGCUCCAGGAGGAGGGUGGCGGUGAUGAUUGCUGUGGUGUGGUUCCUCUCUUUUGCCAUCUCCUGCCCUUUGCUGUUUGGACUCAACAACACUGCCAGCCGGGAAGGCACCACAUGCAGCUUUGCUGAUCCGGCCUUCGUGGUGUACUCAUCCGUGGCCUCCUUCUACGUUCCCUUCAUUGUGACGUUGCUGGUGUAUGCGCAGAUCUGCGUGGUGCUGCGCAAGCGAGGCAGACGCACCGCCCCGCGGCGCAGACACGGCCUGCAUGCACAAGGCGGCGGGGCUGAGGCGGGAGAAGGUCAUCGACACAGGAAGCAAAUGUUGGCAUUGAUAGAUGUUGACCCUCUGGCCUGCACCAACAUUGAUUGUACCACCAUAAAAAAUAAGUGUACACAACCAGAGGAUGUGAAGUUGUGCACCCUGAUCCUGCGGCCCACCACCACUGGCCCACAGCGCAAGAAAGUGACCCUGGUGAAGGAGGCGGUGGUUCACCCCCUCGAAGUGGAGCCGGGUCAGUUCCUGCCGCAGACCGAGCAGAGCCUGGCUCCUCCUCCUGCUGCCCCCCAAACCGCCUCCCACUCGGGACGGGCCAGGAUCUCCCUGGCCAUCUCAGUCGGACCCGCACCGGUUCAUCCCUCCACCGUGACACGAUCGGCCCUGAUGCCUCGCCCCCCCACCCUCGAGGACGGCAUGAGGGGCCGUGAGGGAUGGAGGGAGCGCAGCGGAGGGAGAGAUAAAUGGGGGAUCACCAAGGAGAGGGUGAGAGGGAGGCUGUCGCAGCAGAAGGAGCGGAAGGCGACACAGAUGCUCGCUAUUGUGCUCGGUGUGUUCAUCAUCUGCUGGCUGCCUUUCUUCCUGACCCACGUGCUGAAGGCCCACUGCAGGAGCUGCUGUAUCACGCCGUCGCUGUACAGCGCCGUUACCUGGCUUGGAUACCUCAACAGCGCCGUCAACCCUGUCAUCUACACCACUUUCAACAUCGAGUUUCGCAAAGCCUUCAUCAAGAUCCUGCACUGCUGAGAGCUGGGGAGAAGAGGAGCGUCAACUGUCAAGAGACAAAAAAAAGAGAAAGCCUGACGUUGACUUGGAAUCAGAGGUGAGAGAGAAAGAAGUAGUUGUCAGUUUUGAUGCACAGGAAAAGGGGGAUGAGACAAUAGAUUGGCAACUGGUGAGUUAAGUGGUACAAGCAAGACGAGAGGAAUGUAAGUUAGCAGCUCAGAGAAGACUGACGAAUGGCAGAAAACACGGCAUACAGACGGAACGAAAACACUAAAAGAGAGUUUGUGACAAGUAAAAGACAGCUACAAGAACACAAACAAGACGGGAGAUGUUUAUGGAAAAGAAGACGUGCGCUGUGUUGUGUGCAUACAGUCUGAAAGGGGGAAUAUGUGAGAACUGAUCUCUCUGCAGCAUCCACACUGAAAGACUCCCUGAGGCGUGACUGUUUUCCCAAUACUCAAUAUGCUGUUGUAUUUUUCUUGUAAUCUUUGAACAAAGAGCAUCUCGUUAUUUGUCCGCGUACGCUCGUUUUUCUCAGAGGACUGGAAGAAAGUCGAGGCAAAGAGAAAGAAUUUAACCUAAAAGUCUCGUACAAAAGGUUUUUUGUUUGUCUCAUACCCAAGGCUCGAUCAGUAUUCACACAUUUUUCAAAACCACUGAAGUUAUAUCAAGGCAGAAUUAUUAAUUUGCUGAUUGAGCGGCACAUUUGAAAUCAGCAGUCAGUGAAGAGAGCUUUCAUCUGAUUUAAUGUGUACAUGUUUUGCUUUAAAUAAAUGUAAAUUUUGGUGUUGUAAAUAAUUUACUGGUUUAAGAAGAGGGAUUGCAAGUAUCGUACAAACCAUUGAUAAUAAUAGUAAUAAACAUUUUCUUUCAUUGAUUAUUUAGUUAACUUUGCUAUCUUUAUUCGUCCCAAAGGAGAUUUUUUUUCUACCCAA